CCAUACCCAUCUUCACCCCACCCCGUGUCCUCUACUGGUAGUUCCGUUCGAUGCUGCGAGCAACAGACCCGCCAUUCCGUCCAAGAAAACCAGUACGGCCAAAAUUCAACAGGCUGUUUGUGCGGAAGGACACCGGCAGCUGGUAGUAUCGUAAGACCUCAAGGGGCCUACUUCAACUUAUGCCACCACAUUUGUCAAAAAUGGUGACGUGCAGAAAAUAGGUCACCAAACCCGAGGGAAGACAAUCCAACUCAGAUGUCUAUCAGGAGGCGGGGCAGAUUACUCGUGGACAACUCUAAUGCGACACAUGAUGUGAUACGAUCUGGAUGGAAUUAUGGGCCCUGAAGGCUGGAGCUCGCGCCGCUGUGUUGCGGCAGCACUGCUCAAAUUUGCCGAUUUCGUGCACUGACGUCACAACCUCAUCUCGCGCUAUGUAGAUUGCAGGGGACGAUAAUCCUGUAUAGGCUACUGUCCCUGGUUUAUCUUCUCCUGAUUUAGAAUCUAUUAUACAUUACAUUAUAUGCACAGAUCGCAAUGACGUUCAAGGACGAGUUCUAUACUCAGGACCUCCUUUUAGUGGCACUCUGCGCGUGCUUACUUCCGGUGGUCGUGACCUUAAAUCUGGACGGUUCCCCGGGGUCAUACGUCAAGUACCCUCCAUGGGAACCGUGUUUAAACGGCUCUUUUUCCUUCGAGUUCAAGACAAGGGAGCAAAACGCACUUCUGCUGUACUUGAACAAGGGAGAGUACCUGUUCUUUGAAAUCAAAGUUUACAAAGGCGGAGUCCGCCUCAGGGUGAAUGUAGGAGAAGGGACUCUAAUCCUCCGAGCAGGUGAGAACUUGGAUAACAACGAAUGGCAUUCCGUGGAAGUCCGACAAGACGGGGAGAUGACCUACCUGUCGGUGGACGGCAGGGAGCAGCAGAAGAAGUCCCCAGGACUGCUGCAAUAUUACGGGCACGUGACCAGCAACGAUACGUUCCUGGUCAUCGGCGGGCUGCCCAUCGAAUACGAAAGCAAGAAGUUCAAAUCCUUAGCCCUGCCUUCCGUUAUAUUUGAGCCUCGGUUCAGGGGCUCCAUUCGGAACCUUUUUUACCGGACUUGUGGGGGAGAGUCAAUCCGGCCGCAGCCCAUCGAGUCCAGCGGCCUGCUGACCAACGAAGUGGACCUCUGCGAGCGAGGGAACCCGUGCCUGAACGGGGGAAAGUGUUUGACCACGGACAAUGGCGUGCUGUGUAAUUGUGCUAGCACUGAAUACAAGGGUGACCGAUGUGAGCUACAGAAAGUUCCGUCGGAUGCUACUUUCCUGGGCACCCAGUACUUCUCCUAUAAUCUAUCCAGUAAAGGGGACGGCUUGGUUAGCAACCAGGAUAUGAUUAUGUUGGAUUUCCGGACGAAGCAACCCAGCAGUUUAUUGUUUUACACAGGCAACGCCAAGGAUUACAUUACGGCCGGACUGAUUGAUGGGGGCGUUUUCCUGACCGUCAACCUAGGCUCCGGCCAGUUCGAGGUCAACAUUCGUCCGGCAGACGCGAGGUUCGACGACAAUCGAUGGCACCAGCUGGUCAUACGAAGAGAUGCGAAAGAGCUAACUAGGGACAAAGGUGUUUGUUACAUAAGUGUUGAGUUAGAUGGUAUGUACAGAGAAACUGGAAGUACUUCUGGAAUAUAUGUGAGGCUUUCAAGUAAUGUUUUGUACGUCGCCGGCAGUCCUCACACAUCAACCCUGGCAGGCUCUCGGGUGAAGACCAACUUCAAAGGGUGCCUGAGAAAAGUCAGAUAUCAAGCAGAUAGCAUUAGGAUAGAUUUGACAGAACUGGCUCGCAAGGAACAUGGGCUUUUGGAUGUUGUGGGGGAAGUCAUAUUUGACAAAUGUCAGGAGUUGGUGGAAUCUCAGCCAGUGACGUUUGCCACUCCAGAUGCUUACCUAACUGUCCCAACGUGGGACAGGUCAAGUGGUAUUCUCUUUUAUAUAUUUGACAGCAUGCGAGGGAGCUUGGCAUUUCAGUUUCGUACUGUAGAGCCUGGGGGACUGUUGAUGUAUAGCAAUGGAGAUAGAGACAGCAAGGAUUUCUUUGCGCUAGAGCUGCUGGACAGUCACCUGUACCUGAUCUGGGACAUGGGAUCUGGGAUUCAAAAGAUACAAGCCAGCAAAGUUGCAGUGUCUGAUGGCAACCCCCAUGAUAUUUAUUUUGAGUUUUAUGAAAACAAAGGCUACAUAUCCGUAGAUGGCAUCAAGGAGCUGUUUGAAUCCAAGAAAUACUCUGACAGAUUUGACCUGCAUGGGCAUCUGUACGUUGGGGGCCUGGAUCCAGAGAUCAAUGUUAGUAGCCUCCCCAGAGAACUGUGGGCUGUGAUGCUUGGUCUUAACUACAUUGGCUGCUUGCAAGAUUUGGUUGUCAAUGGCAACCAGGUGGACCUAAUGGCAGCAGCAAAGCUUCAAAAUAAGACUUCUGUAAUGGGGUAUUGUAGAAAGAUGCCCGCUCAGUGCACCAGCCACCCAUGUAAUCAUCAAGGUAAAUGCAUUGAGGGCUGGAACAGAUUCACAUGUGACUGCAGAGCCACUGGCUAUACUGGAUCUGUGUGUCAGACAGCUGAUUUGACCCUGCGUUUUGAUGGUACACAGUACCUGAAAGUCACUCUGGCCACAGAGAGCAUAACUCAAGCAGAAGACAUCUCAUUGAGAUUCAGGUCAAUGCAUCCCUCAGGGCUUCUCUUUUUCACCACAGGAAAAAAUGAAGAUGGCAUGGAACUCUAUCUGGACAGUGGAACUCUAGUUUUAUCUAUCAGAGUGGAGGGUGGUGUAAAGACACUGACUGCUGGGCAUACUCUGAAUGAUGACCGCUGGCACACUGUGUUUAUCAAGAGAAGAGUUCACACUGUAGAACUGACCAUUGACCAGGAGAGACCCGUCACAGAUAAGAUUCCAGGCAGCACAUUUUCAUUGGCCACAUCCAGAAUCUAUGUCGGCCAUGUCACACCAGCCGUGCCCAAUGCUGACCUGCCAAGUCAGGCCAAGGACAUAGCACUGCGCAGUGUGGAGGCUGGACACAUGGUGCAAAAUGAUGAAGGUACCUCAGGGCGACAUUCUGGAUUCAUUGGUUCUAUGCAAUCUUUUAUCUUCAAUGGGAACCAUUUGUUCCAAAUGGCCCAGUCAGGAUCAAAAGACAGUAUUGAAAUAUCUGCUCGGUUUAGUUCUGAUGAGCAGGUUGUGCGUGAGCCAGUGACAUUCAAAUCUGAAGAUGCCUUUGCCAUAUUGCCUCGAUUGCAAGUGCAUGAAAAAUUCUCUAUAUCCUUCCAGUUCAAGACCACAGAGAGUGAUGGGCUUAUAUUUUACAAUGAUGGCACUGGACAGGAUUUUUUUGCCAUGGAGCUGUCUCAGGGCUAUAUGUACUAUGUAUACAACAUGGGGGAAGGCCCAGAGAAGAUCAAAGCUAAUGUGAACCAACCUUUGAAUGACAAUAAAUGGCAUGAGGUCAGGCUGCUGAGAACAGAGACUACGAAGCAGCUUUUGCGAGUAGAUGACAACACGCCCACAAUUGAUGACCUCACAGGGGCUAAGAAUAACAAAUUUGAUUUGAGUGGUCCCCUUCAUGUGGGUGGCCUCCACAAGGUGAAGUUCCCCUCCUUGCCCAAGCUUAUCUCAUCCCAGCAUGGCUUUGUGGGGUGUCUGGGAUCGCUGGACCUCAAUGGAUAUCUGCCCAACUUGUUGCAACAAGCAAGCUACAUUCAUGAAGGAGUUGGCGAUGGGUGCAGAGGUCCAAUGACUAAAUGUGUAAAUGAUUCUUGUGCCAAUCAAGGAAGAUGUGUCCAGCAGUGGACAUCCUACAGGUGUGACUGUGAUAUGACAUCUUACACUGGACCAAUGUGUAAAGAAGAGAGUGUCUCCUACAAGUUUGGGCCUGGGCCUGGUUUAAUGACCUUCACCCAUCCUGAGGGUCAACAACCAUCCACUAACUUUGAAACUUUGGCCUUUGGAUUUCAGACAUUUCAGGACAAUGCUAUCCUCCUCCGAGUGGACAGUCAGAAUUUUGUUGGGGACUACAUUCAACUGGAGCUGGACAAAGGAUAUGUUUUCUUAAUCUACAACAUGGGCACUAUUGACCAUCCACUGGGCAACUUUUAUCAAAAGGUCAAUGAUGGGAGAUACCAUGUGGUCAGAUUCACAAGACAUGGACCUAACGCAACAUUACAAAUAGAUUUAGAAAUGCCACAGGUGAAGAACCCUACAGUCUUUUCUUUUGAUGAGGAAAUAAACACUAUGAUACUGCAAGGUCAACAGAGUCACACGUUUAAUAAUCAAGCUUAUAUACGAAUUGGAGGCAAGAAGGAAUCCAAUGGCAGCAUCACAAGACAUUUUGAAGGCAUCAUUUCAGGUCUGGUACUGAAUGGUGUACACAUCUUUGAGUUGGCUAAACAACAUGAUCCAAAAGUCAAACUGGAAGGAAAUAUUGCUUUAAAUAUACAGGCGCAGCCUUCAAAGGUCCUUGACAGUGAAGAUGAAAUGCAAUCCACUCAAGGGAUUUCACUGCAAAGAGACAACAGUUCCCAUCACCAUGGUGACAGUCUGGUCAGUACUGCCAGCAGAAAUUCAAUGGGUGAUAUUUAUCAUGAACAGAAUGUACCCCUCAUACGGAAAAAGCGUGAUUUGGUGCCACCUGAGGACUGGACUGAGUGGACUUUUGUACAGGUAAACAGGAAACAACAGAAAGACCAGUCUGCUAGUGUAGAGUCAAUGAAUGAAGUCAGUCAAAUAGGGCCCACACCCAGUAGGCUCCAUAAUGAAUUGGAACAGCAGAGAAAGAAGGGUGGACUGAAAAGGAUGAGCAAAAACCAUCAGAAAAAUUCGGCUCAACGUCGGUCCAAGCCUAAACACCAAUCUAAGUGCCAAUACAGUGGAGGGUCUUUACAGCCGAAUGAGAAAGAUAAGCUAACAGCUGUUCAGUUUGUGGAGGCUGAAGAGAUGGAACACUCCAUUUUUGAUGUGUCAGCUGGUCAUGAAUAUGAAUUAGGUAACUUGGAAGAAGGGAGGAGCCUGGAGCUGGAUGAUACCACUGAGGAUGAUGUCAAAGAGGAAGGCAGCGGCUAUGAUGGGGACACUUCCCAUGACACGGCCAGGCAGGAAAAUGACACCAAGCAAACAUCGCACUACAGGCUGGAUUAUUUUCAAGGGGACAGACUCCCCACGACCUUGCCCUACUCUGGCCUGACACACCACAUCCUCCAUGACGUGACUACUGGAGGCAUCAGGAGAAUGGAAUGGGAUUACUAUAGAUCGCACACAACAGCAAAGGAAGGAGUUACUGAUGACAUCAUCUCUACAGGACCAGGCUCUGGAUGUCAGUUCGAUGAUGAGGAUGACUGCUCGGGCAUUAGUUCUGGCAAUGAGGAGGAAAUAAUCACUGCAGUUGUCAUCAUUAAAACAACGACCAGUCCUCCCACAACUACCACCAAAAAAGCUCCUCCAUGCGAGGGGCCACACUGUGAGUCAUCCACUAAACAUGUUGACCUGAAGACACCCUCCACUCCUAACAUCGACAUCAUCUCUGACCCAGAGCAUGACAAUAUGCAGGACCAGAUGACUUCUGAACCUGGCUCAGCUGCUGAUGGGGAUAAGGAUGAUGACACUGGCAUUAAUUUAGGUCUUAUUCUGGGUAUCACUGGAAGUGUCCUAGUUGCCGUCAUUGUUCUCUGUAUAGCGCUGUGUAAACUUAGAAGCAGGGAUGAAGGGACUUACAAAGUGGAUGAAACUCAAAACUUCUCUGCUCUCUUGUCCAAAAAAAAUCAAGGCAAUGGGGCAGUGGCUUCAGGAAGUGACUCAGGGACUGGCAAGAGGGGCAAGAAGAAAGAUGUGAAAGAGUGGUACGUUUGAUGACAUCUAGUGGUACAUUUGAUGACAUCUAGUGGUACAUUUGAUGACAUCUAGUGGUACGUUUGAUGACAUCUAGUGGUACAUUUGAUGACAUCUAGUGGUACAUUUGAUGACAUCUAGUGGUACGUUUGAUGAUGUCUGAGAGGAGAGAACACAGCAAGGUCCAUGCUUCAGAAAGCCACAAGACAGAAUUGUGACUCAGUGCAAUAGAAUGUUGUUUUUUCUUUCCUUUGUCCAUAACUGUUGUCUACAUAGCAAACAAUUAAACACUUCUCAGUGGACUUACUUCAAAGCUGAUUUUCCAACUGUGUCACUUAUAAGUUGUGUUAGUUAAAUAAUCUACAGACUGAACUUUGUCUAAAUGUUUGCUGAAGACAGUUGGUUACAUGUACAUUGUAGAGAAACAUUGCAUAGAGUUUCUAUUUGAUUCAUUACACAUAGUAAUACUUGAAUUGUUGGACUCUGCCAUCUCAUUACGUUUUUGUUUCACUAAUAUGUUGUUGCUUUGAGAUGGUUGCAGAGGAGAGGGACUUCUGGGAGAACACAAUGUGUACAAAUAUGUCAUGAAGUUGAUUCAGGUAUGCUUCUAAGGAGUUGGGUUAUGAAGAAAGACAAGUGCAGCCAAGAGAUGUUCCCAACACUAGCUAGUUCUAGCAUUAGGGAAAAUGUCCAGCAACCAUAUCAGCUCUUAGUUAUAUGUAUUUAUCUUUUGCAGCCUACAUAACAUCAUCUGGCCAUAUUAGAGUGUGAGAGGCAGUUGUGAAAGAAAAAUAAGAUGGAUUAUUUUGUAAUACAUAAUAAUGCUGCUAGCUUUGAUUAGCUGGCUAUGUUUCAUGGUGCUCGCUUGUCUGUUUAUUGGAUGGAUUAUUUCACUUGCAUUUGUUUCUGUAAUUAUAACAAUGAAUUUAUCUCAUUAGGCUUUCUUCCCUCACAACUGAAUUGUUUAUUCCAGCUUUGGUUUGUGUACAUUGUAAAAAAUAAAACUUGUUUGUACAUUUUAAUAUGAUCAUCUUUUCAAAUAGUUGAUGUCUUUAAAUGAACAAACACAUGAACUUAAACAUACUUUGUCAAAAGGUCUUAAUGAAAAUGUAAUUUAGAGUCCAUAGUUUAGAAGUAAAGAUGUCAGAGAAGCAUUAAUUACAAAGUGGCAGAAAUUCUUAUAGUUGAAGCUUUAAAUCAACCUGGCUCUGUACAUUUCAUUUCUAAUGGUAUGUCUGACCACAUGCAUGUAUUUUUUGUAACUAUUCAGUUAUUGUGCAUUCAUUUUUUACAUUGACCUUCUCUUUCAUAUGACAGAAAAAGAAGUUAACUUACAUCCAACUUUUUCACCAUCUGCUUGGCUGCCUGGAUGGCGCCUGGCCAUCUGUGCUCUGGACUGCCAUAUAGAUGGUAUUAGGUUCAAACCAUGCCUAGGGCAUCCUGCAAGGGGUUUGGGCUAGGAUGUAAUAAUCUUCAAUUCUGAAGGAACAUGUAAAUCAUGCAACAAACAAAAUAUUGAAUAAACAAAAUGGCUUUUCUCUUGAGAUCAGGAUGACCCUAAACUAAAUGGCCACAAUGAAUGACAUGAGCUUGGUAUCCAAGUCAGCCAUUAUAUCAACGUUGUGUCCAAACUUCCCAUAUGGGAUUAGUCCAUUAAGUCUCCUUCAUAGAGGCUCAUUGUAGAAUGACUGCAGGAUCAAGGGGUAUGCACUCCAGACUGUUCAAAUUUUGUCCACUGACAUCCUGCAGGGCUUCUGGGUAAUCAUCUUCAUUUCUGAAAAAAUGUCCUAAAUAUUUGGGGGAAAAAAAUAUAUCCAUGAACAUUAAACUGAUUUGCCCUUAAAUGAAAUAAGUCUACUUUCCCUGCAUCUCAAGGUAUAAAAAUAAAUACCAACUGACAGGCUAAGUUCUGUUUCCUCUUGAUGUUAUAGUAUUAUAAGAAAUAUAUUAUUUUAUUAUAUUUUAUGUUUGUUCUUCAAGUUCUGUGUACAAAUAAGUAUUGCCAUAUGAACAUGGGUUGUUCUCAUGAAUAUGAUGUAUGCCACAUUUGAUAACAACUUGUAAUGCCAGAAAAACAGUUUAUAUACUAACCAGACAUGAGAAUGUUAACAUUAAUUUAUGAAGAUGUAAAUUGAAGUUUAGAGAGUGAGACAGUACUUUCCAUUCAGGAUUUGAUUAUUUGAAAAUAAUUUGUUUUUAAUAUUACAAUAUUUCAAAAUGUCCACUUUGUACAUUAGCUGUAUCUCUAUUUUGUCUAGUCAUAGUGCAUGAAGGUGUUUCUCCUAAGAACAUUAUGCUUGUCUGUAUUCAUAUCUAACAAUGUAUAAUAUGUUCAUAGACAUUCAAGAUGAAAUGUCUGUUUCCUCAAGAUACGCCUGUUGUCUUUAUUUCCCCACUAGUUUGCCUAGAGACUAUUCAGCAAUAUAAAUUAAGUAUUGAUUUAACAUGUGAUGGACAGGUCUUAUGAUGCACAGACCUAGCUACUGUUUGCAGGUGUGUGUGUGUUUGCUGUAUCAGUUUGGUGUUGUAUCUGAAAAAUGUGUGUGUGAAUGUAUGAUGAUAAGGGUAUAAAUAUUAAAUAAAUUUUCACAAUGCAAUAGAAAUGAUCUUUUAAUUGGUGGACAAAAUUUAAAGACUUGAAGUUAGGAUCAAAGUUCUGCAAUUUUAUUUUUUGAGUAAAGGUUUACAAAAUUAUUUUUUUUUGAGUAAAGUUUUGCAACAUUAAUUUAUAGGACUUCAAACAAGUAAAAAAAAUUAUAUAUAUAAAUGUAUUCAACAUUUUAAAUCAAUUACACAUUUCCUUAUGCUCAUUUUUUUUUAUGCAACUUCAACUCUGUUUUCAAGGACAUCAUUCUAUUAUACAAAACACUUGUACUUAGAGAUGGAUUAGCUUUGUAAUGAACUCUGUUUGUUGUCAUUAUAGUUACAUUUGUUUUGAUUUGAUUGACAGCCCAGGAUAAGUUUGAGGAAAUAGUGAACUUCCUUGUGAAGCAAGGGCAUUAAAUCAGUGUCUUGAAAACAAUUUUAAUUACCUUUCAAUUAUUAGAAAUCUAAAAUUGAUUAAUUUGGUUAUUGGAGUUUGAUAUAAAAUAUUUGCACAGCAAACAUUAAAGGAAUUUUAUCAAUAGGCUGUCUGUCAAGCUGCUAACUAAAAGAUAAAUGUCCUAUUUUAAGCCAAUGUUAUGUCACAUGGUGUAACCUGACCAGAUAUUGAUACAGAGCCCAUUUAUAAGAAAGUUGUUUUGCAAAAUUUAAACCAGACAUUCAAUAUUUAAUCUACUGGACACUGUAUCUAGAAAUCUUUUCUGGCUUCAAUACAGUUUUGUUGGCCAUGUUCUCUUGGUUUAAUUCAGAACAAUUUUGCUGGCAUUGUAACACACAUUUGAAAAUGAAAAGACUGUAUGAAGAUGUAUGCAUUGAAGAAUUUAGUUCUUUUUUCCUUACCAUUUUUCUUGCCUUCAGGCCAUUAACAAUUUUUUUUUAUAAUAAUAUCAUUAUAAUCAUAGAACUGAAUUAUAUGUAGUCAAAUAUGUAAUGACUCUCUUUGAUCAUGUGAAGGGGAGACACAAUUAACUAAGCAACAAAAUAACUUGUAGACUUUUUGACAUUUCUUUAAGCGAUGAAAUUGUUGGAAACAUCAAAAUUUAUUUCUCAUCUUUUCCUUAAAAUUUAUUUUUUAGUUUAAAUUUUGGGAUCAAAGAAUUAUAGGAUGACUGGCUCUUUUAAUUACAGUUUGUUUCAUUUUUUUUUUAUAUUAUAUAUUGUAUGGAAGCCUGUCUGAUUUGUGAUAGUGUUUCACUUCGAAGAACAAAACUAAUAGAAAUCGUUCCCUUUCUAGAGAAGAAUUUUGUUUGAAUUUUUUUUUCUUUACACUGUACUUUAACAAACCAAGAUUAGUAUGACAUUAGUUCAUGUCACCACAUACCAGGUUAAGUAUGUGUACAUGCCACCACAUAAUGGGUUAAGUAUGUGCACGUCACCACAUAAUGGGUUAAGUAUGCGUACAUGUCACCACAUACCAGGUUAAGUAUGCGUACAUGUCACCACAAACCAAGUUCCAUGUUGCUUUUGUUCAAUCUUAUUUCUAAUUUGGCUCAUAAUUUAAUGUACUUGUAAAUAAACCUAACUAUAUUCCUAGCCAGACACAUGUCUGUACCUACCUAGGCAUUUUUUUUAUUAUCUUGUUCUCAUGGUUCUUGUUCUGCUCCGUUUGGUGAUUUGUCCAAUUGGCUUGUAAUUUAUCUCAAGUGGGUCGCCAUGUUGCUAAGGAAACUUUCAUUGGUUCAAUGUGUUAUGUUUAAAUUUCAUUGUCCUUGUACUUACAGAUUGGUGAAAGUUUGUCUCAAUGUUUAUAGUGUAGGAAAUACUUGAGAUCAUCUCUGUGACCUCAUGACCUGAUUAACAUAUUUAUUCUUAACAUACCAUAGCAAAGUAGAUGUCCUUUGUAUUAGAUUCUACUUGCUUUGUAUUGAAACUCUUGAGUUGAAAUGUUCAUUCAUAGCUCUAGCUCUUGGCAUUGCAGUCUAGAAAGUUAACAACCGUAGUGGCUGAAAUUUGUAAUGAAGUGUGUAUACAUGUUCAUUGAUUUUUUCAGAAUAAAAUUAUUUUUUUCUUUUUUAAUUGAAAAUCAAAGACAUUAUUUAUUCAUUAUGCUGUGUAUAUAUAUAUAUAUAUAUAUAUAUAUAUAUAUAUAUAUACUAACUUAGACUUUCACUUUAAAAAUGUUACUGGUGAAUAAUUAAGACAAAUCAAAUUUCUAUUUUAGAAAGUUCAUUAAUUAUGCUUCUGUUUGCUAUCUCUAGUGUGUAGUCAUGUGACUUUGUAGCAGCCAAUGUGUUAGUCUGAUUUUCUUGCUUGCUGAAGUUUUUUUUUUUUUUUUUUGUUUGUGGAAGUGAGGCUGUAUUUAUAUGGGUCAGGUGCAAUUGUUAUGUCUUCACAAAAUUAAAGUUUCUGUUUAUCUUUUUAAACAA
Molecule: messenger RNA, 10820 nt
Organism: Biomphalaria glabrata
Lineage: Eukaryota; Metazoa; Mollusca; Gastropoda; Planorbidae
Product: neurexin-2-like
Exons: 29
Coding region: 535-5871 (1778 amino acids)
Molecular function (GO): calcium ion binding
Source: RefSeq, a predicted model, not a curated record